This is a messenger RNA of Cyprinodon tularosa, 2476 nucleotides long. RefSeq names its product synaptic vesicle glycoprotein 2Ba (gene sv2ba). The transcript is spliced from 13 exons. Bases 392 to 2476 code for a protein of 694 amino acids. Gene Ontology annotation, biological process: transmembrane transport; chemical synaptic transmission. Gene Ontology annotation, cellular component: membrane. Gene Ontology annotation, molecular function: transmembrane transporter activity. Lineage: Eukaryota; Metazoa; Chordata; Actinopteri; Cyprinodontiformes; Cyprinodontidae. The record is from RefSeq and is a predicted model, not a curated record.
UACUAAUCCCUCAGGUUUGGCUGCAGCCCGGCCUCGGGAUAAACUGUCAUGAAUGCUCUGGACGUUGAAAAAUGCUACGUGGACGUGUACAUUUUUUGAAACAUUAAUGUGUUCCUCAUUCAGAAAUUGUUUUUCAAGGGAAACUGCAAACUAUGGUUCAGCAUGCAGCACUGUGCACAUCAAGGAAGGUAGCAGUCUAUCAGCAAAGCCUGUGAGACCUUAUAACAACAGAAGAUCUGCUGUUUCUUCCGACACCUGAGAUCCAGAAGACCAAAAAGCACUCACUGCUCCUCAGGAGGAUUAUGUCAUUAUAGCUGACAACUUGAGCUCCUUCGGCAAACAACAGCUACGAGACAGAGUCCCUCCUGCUCCGCUUGUAUAGGCAGGAAUCAUGGAUGACCCCUAUCACAACAAUGUGAACCAGCAGAUGACUGAGGGUGGACAAUACACCUACACCCAAGAUGGAGGAGGUCAGGACGGCUAUCCUUACCAAACUGACUACCCCCCACAGGAUGAGGACGCUGCCAGUGAUGCCACAGAGGGGGCUGAUGAGGAUGAUCAGAUGUAUGAGGGGGAAUACCAGGGGAUCCCUCAUCCCGAUGAGAUCAAGGAGGCACGGCGAGCCGCCCGACUGGAGGCCAAGAGGAAAGCUCGUCAGGCUGCACAGCAGGAGGAGGAGGUGGAGGAAAGCCUGCCGGAGCAGUAUGAGACCAUCAUGGAGGACUGCGGCCACGGGCGCUUCCAGUGGACGCUGUUUUUUGUGCUCGGCCUUGCCCUAAUGGCUGACGGUGUGGACGGCUUCGUGGUGGGCUUUGUCAUGCCCAGUGCUGAGAAAGAUAUGUGCAUUUCUAAUGCAGACAAAGGACUCUUGGGUCUGCUGGUCUACGUUUCCAUGAUGGUUGGUGCUUUGGUGUGGGGUGGUCUGUGUGAUAAGAUGGGGAGGAGGAAGUGUCUCAUCUACGUCCUGACCAUCGACCUGGUCUUCUCCUUCCUGUCGUGCUUUGCUCAGGGAUACGGCUUCUUCGUCUUCCUACGCUUCUGCUCCGGCUUUGGAAUUGGUGGAUCCAUCCCCAUCGUUUACACGUACUUCACUGAGUUCCUGCAGAUGGAUAAACGUGGAGAACAUCUGAGCUGGCUCUGCAUGUUCUGGAUGCUGGGCGGCCUCUACGCCUCCUUCACUGCCUGGGGAAUCAUUCCUCACUAUGGCUGGGGCUUCGCCAUUGGCAGCCAGUUUCAGAUGCACAGCUGGAGACUGUUCAUGUUUGUGUGUCUCUUCCCUGCAUUGGCUGCACUCAUCGGAGUCGUCUUCAUGCCGGAGAGUCCACGUUUUCUGCUGGAGAAUGCAAGACAUGACGAGGCAUGGAUGAUCCUGAGGCAGGUUCAUGACACCAACUGGAAAGCCAAGGGGGAGCCAGAGAGGGUCUUCACGAUUACAAACAUUAAGACUCCACAAACCCAGGAGGACGAGUUCAUAGAGAUCCAGAGUGACACUGGAACUGCCUUCCAGCGCUGGACAGUCCGAAAAACGACCAUGCUGCAGCAGGUGAUGGCCAAUGUGAUGUCUUUAUCUGCUCCGGAGCUCAGGCUGCAAGGCCUUUUCCUGGUCAUUGUGUGGUUCUGCAUGGCUUUCAGCUACCAUGGACUGGGGGUGUGGUUCCCUGAUAUGAUAAAGUACAUGCAGUAUGAGGAGUACCAGUCCAAGGUCAGAGUGUUUCACCGAGAACGCGUGGAGCGCUUCCACUUUAAUUUCUCCCUGGUCAACCAAGUCCACCGCGAGGGAGAGUACAUCCAUGACAAAUUUGCAAACAUCGAGAUUAAAUCGGUGAAGUUUGAGAAUUCACUCUUUGAGAACUGCUACUUUGAGGACAUCAAAUCAACCAACACAUUCUUCGAGAACUGCACCAUCAAAAACACCGUCUUCUACAACACAGACUUGUGGCAGGAAAAAUUCAAAAACUGUCAAAUGGAAAACACCACAUUCCUCCAUCCAAAGAAAGGCUGUCAUUUAAACUUCCAGGAGGAAAACGACAUAGUGAUCUAUCUGGUCAGCUUCCUGGGAAGUCUGGCUGUGCUUCCUGGAAACAUCAUCUCAGCACUUUUCAUGGACAAGAUAGGAAGGAUUCGAAUAAUAGGUGGUUCUAUGCUGGCGUCGUCGGCCUGUACCUUCCUGCUGCUCUUAAGCUUUAGUCAAGGAGCUGUAAUCUGUUGGCAGUGUCUUUUCUAUGCUGUCAGUGUGGCAGCCUGGAACGGGCUGGAAGUCAUCUCUGUGGAGCUUUACCCCUCCUCUAAAAGAGGGACAGCGUUUGGUAUCCUGAAUGGGAUCUGUAAGUUUGCAGCCAUCAUUGCCAGCUUCAUCUUUGCCGCCUUCAUCGGCAUCACCAAAAUUAUUCCCAUCUUCCUGGCCUUCGCCGCCCUGGUCUGUGGAGGCCUGGUAGCUCUAAAGCUGCCUGAAACCAGGGAGAAAAUCCUCUCCUGA